AUGAGAGUAGUUAUUGUGGGCGCUGGGCUUUCGGGUCUGUCUCUUGCAGCCUUUCUGCGUCGUUUGAACGUUGAUUGCGUCGUCUUGGAACAGGCACCGUUUUUGCGGGCAAAUUAUCAGAUGCCUUUUACGUUGUUUGCAAAUGCGUUAAGUUGUUACAAGGCGUUUGGAAUGGAUCACGUGUUAAGCGGGGGUGAUGUUGUUUCAGAGGACUAUUUUGGGAUCUUGGACGAGCGUCUCCGAUGGUUGCUACGCGUGCGCAACCGGAUGGUGCACCUGAGAGCUUUAGGCGACGGGGAGAUGAUACCUCUCAGCACCGCACCACCCGCCAACAGUGAGUCCAUUGUAUCCCAGCGUAUUCAGGAGAAGAUGAAGCAAGAGCUUGGUAGCGUUCCGCUUCGCGCAACAUUCUCUGCGGAUUAUCUCCGCCGAAUUCUUCGUUAUCAUGUGGAGGAUGUGCGUUUCAAUAGUCGAGCCGUGGAUCUUUUGCCGCACGAUGGUAUCAAGGGCGGUGUACACGUUGUUUUAGAGAAUGGUCAAACAGAGUGGGGGGAUGUUGUUGUGGGGGCAGAUGGUGCACACAGCACGAUUCGGAGGCUUCUGUACCCAAGCGAAUAUAUUGGUACCAGCUCCCGUUCACUGGGAAUGACGCAGGUGGAUGGGUUUGUGGAGCUUGGCCAUGAUGUUUGUCCCACCGGAGACUAUCCUGUCGAGGUCUGGGGCAGGCGGCGUGUGCUAUCAUGUGUGCCACUUUACUGCGACGGAAAGGUUCAAUUGGCCUUUUCAGCCACUCUCUACGAUCCACCCAUGGAAGUUGUGGAUAUUCACAGCGAAACGGACGCCAUGGCUGUGCGGGAUGUCUAUCGUGCUUUGCUACACCGCGAAUUUGCGGCGUUCGGUGAUGAUAUUACUGUUCUUCUGCAGCGAGCGGAGGUGGCUGUGCCCACCGAACUGGUUGAGGUUCCUGUUAUGCCGCGAUGGUUCAAUAAGCGUGCGGUGCUAAUUGGAGAGGCUGCGCAUGGCUCCUUGCCUUCCUUCCUUGCGCAGGAUGCUUCGUUGUGCGUUGAGGACGCAGCCCUUUUGGCCGCAUCGCUUCUCGAUGUCCCGUUGCACAGCGACGCGGGAUUUGAGUACGUCUUUAAGCAGUUUGAAACACUGCGACGUGAUCGUGCAGAGCGUUAUAUUCGCCAAUCACGUCGGGCCCGCCGCUUCACUAGUUUGUCGUACUCAACGGUGCGGGAUGCGAUGUUGGGGGCGACGCCUUCCGUGGCGCUGAUGUGGUUUCAGAGGUGGCUGUCAAACUGGAGGUACAACUCGCAGCAGCUGGAGGUGGAUCCCAAAAUAAAGGCAGAGACGGCUUUCAGAGGCUGA
Trypanosoma cruzi is the source of this 1371-nucleotide messenger RNA. RefSeq lists its product as uncharacterized. The coding region runs from base 1 to 1371 and encodes 456 amino acids. The transcript has a single exon. The record is from RefSeq and is a predicted model, not a curated record. NCBI's taxonomy places the organism in Eukaryota, Euglenozoa, Kinetoplastea, Trypanosomatida, Trypanosomatidae. Gene Ontology annotation, molecular function: monooxygenase activity.